Messenger RNA from Prorocentrum cordatum, 1011 nucleotides. NCBI's taxonomy places the organism in Eukaryota, Dinophyceae, Prorocentrales, Prorocentraceae. The record is from the annotation of a GenBank genome assembly.
CAACGUUACCCCCCGAGCUCCGCGCCGAUGACUGCCCCCGGCUGCCGCAGAGCCGGCGCCCGGCCGCCCGCGGCAGGGCAGGCGGGCCGCCGGCGCGCUGCAGCGCUGGCCCUCGCCGCCGCCGCCGCGCUCUGCGCGUCGCCGCCGGCGUUCGCCUCGCCGGAGGCGGGCGCCGAGCGCGGCAGGAGCAGGUCGGCGGCCGACGGCCGCCGCGGGUUGCUCGCCGCCACGCUCGGCGGCCUGAUCGGCUCGGCGGCCAUGCAGGACGAGGCCCCGGCGAUGGUCGAGUUCGCGAGAAAGGUGGCGUACCCGCCGAUCGACAGGAAGAACAAGAAGCGCUGCGUGUGGCAGAGCUCCUCGAUGGGGCAGUCCAAUGCUGCGCGCGCGGAUGGGGGGAUCUUCGACCUGCGCGAGUGCGACCUCAGCGGCACGAGCGCUGCAAGCAAGGACAUCUCAGGAGUGCUGAUGAACGACGGGAAGUUCUCCGGUGUCGAUUUCCAGGAGACCGUCAUGAGCAAGGCGAUCGCGGAGGGCGCGGACUUUUCGAACGCGAACUUUAGGAAUGCGAUCGCUGACAGGGUCGAUUUCAGGAAUUCGAACUUCCAGGGGGCUAGCUUCCAGAACGCCGUGAUUACUGGAUCAAAUUUUGAGGGCGCUGAUCUCACAAAUGCCGAUUUCACGGACGCGUACAUUGCCAUGUAUGACGUGAAGCCGCUCUGCAAAAACCCAACGAUGAAGGGCACGAACCCCAAGACUGGCGCGGACACGUACGAGAGCGCUGGGUGUUUCAACACAGGGCUCGCGCGGUGAGUGGUAGUGUGCGCUUAGCUUUUCUCACAGUGCAGCUUCUCGCACUGGUGAUUUCAGAUGUUGUAGACACACCUUCGAUUGAAGGCCUUUUCUGCCGAACCCAAGGCAACACGCAAAAUUGUUUGGUUCUCUCAGCAAAAAAGCAGAAUGGUUUGAUACCGCGGGAUUGCGGCGCCUUGCCAGGGCCCAACAUACCCCGAU